CUCCUCACCCGCGACGCCAACGUCCACGUUGGCUAUCCCAGGAUGCAUAUGACGCCACUGCACAUCGCCGGUUUUCCAAGACAAUGCGCCGUAUCGCUCCUUCUGCUCGAAGCGGGCGCGCGAGUUGGUGCCCACAACCGACGCGGGCAGACCGCGCUCCACUACGCUGCCGCCGACGGACACACGAACAGGUGCAAGCUCCUCCUGAGUCGCGGCGCGUCGCUCAAUGAGACCGAUUGCUACGACAGAGACCCCGAGGCUACCGCGCGAUUCCUCGGGAGCACAGACACGGCCGAAUUCCUCGCCGCGGUCCGCGCGGCGGGCGGCUGGCGCGCCUACUGCGCCGCGCGGCAGCGCUAG
Messenger RNA from Aureococcus anophagefferens, 360 nucleotides. RefSeq lists its product as hypothetical. Lineage: Eukaryota; Pelagophyceae; Pelagomonadales; Pelagomonadaceae. The record is from RefSeq and is a predicted model, not a curated record. Gene Ontology annotation, molecular function: protein binding. The annotation marks the transcript as partial. The transcript has a single exon.